Messenger RNA from Exophiala xenobiotica, 637 nucleotides. RefSeq lists its product as uncharacterized. The transcript has a single exon. The coding region runs from base 156 to 515 and encodes 119 amino acids. The record is from RefSeq and is a predicted model, not a curated record. NCBI's taxonomy places the organism in Eukaryota, Fungi, Ascomycota, Eurotiomycetes, Chaetothyriales, Herpotrichiellaceae.
CAUUUUCGACGUCUAGUCGGCCACACCCUUUGGCACCAGAGGCCAGUGCACGAACCGGCUACGACAAGCAUUGCGCUUCUCGGUAGGACCAUAUUACGUAAAGAGAGCUCUGUGACUUUGCUAGUAGUCUCGGUCAUCUGGACUACUGGUCCAAUAUGGUUUCGGCGUACGGAUGGUCACGCGAUAAUGGACUCACAGCCUGUGACCAGCGUGGUUGUCGAGCUUGUAUUCCCAUCCCUGCAAGUACUCUUACUGUCCCCAGUCCCCGACUAGUACGUUGUUACACAGUACAUGUCCGUGUCAGGAUGCAAAGCAGUCAACUGUCCACUAAGCAAUGCACGCAAAUGAUACCGAUGCCUUGUCAGGGCGCGCAGGGGCUACGAAGCCUGAUACUUGGCCGUGGUUGGUGUCAUCUUGAUGUCUGUCAGUUGACUCAGAUGGUGAGGAUGCCAGGGGCAUUUCAUCGCUCCAUGGGCCACAUCAGUCUUCCGCAGGACUGCCCUCUGAACUCCUGAUGGUAAAGUAAUGUGUAGAAUUGGAGUUGUGGUUGCAUCCUGGCAGUCAGGAUCCCAAUCUAGCUGGUCCAGUGGCUCCUGUGCAGAGAAGGACCGGGCAUCAACAAGUCACUCGCUUUCAG